Panonychus citri (citrus red mite) is the source of this 2782-nucleotide messenger RNA. RefSeq lists its product as uncharacterized. Gene Ontology annotation, molecular function: enzyme activator activity. Gene Ontology annotation, cellular component: extracellular region. The coding region runs from base 562 to 1011 and encodes 149 amino acids. Lineage: Eukaryota; Metazoa; Arthropoda; Arachnida; Trombidiformes; Tetranychidae. Gene Ontology annotation, biological process: lipid catabolic process; digestion. The record is from RefSeq and is a predicted model, not a curated record. The transcript is spliced from 3 exons.
UGAGAGUGAGAGUGAGAAAAGUAGACGAGGAAAAGCAUAAAUAUAUUGAUAGUCUCCUGAAGAUCCCUUGGUUAUUUUAAAUAAGAUUGCGUUGAGAGAAACACCUUUGAACUAUAAACAAUUUAGAAUCCGAAUCACCUUGACCAGUUACCUGUCCACCGAAAAGUUAAUCCUCUGUAAGAAUUAAUAUCAAUAUCAAUUAAUCUGUGAAAAAAGAAAGAAAAAUAAUUAUUUUACUUUGUUAUAUUCCAAGUUAUAUUUAAUUGUUGUCGAUUAAACGUCUCCCAGUCUUCAACAACAAAUAAGUGGCAAGCUAAAAACUUGUCAGUGUUUGAUUAUAGCUGUUAAUCAUCAUCAUCAUCUUCUUCUUAAUCUUCUUCGUCUUCAUUGGUUGAACAAUUUUCCAUUCUGUGAGUUAUAACCUGAAAAAUUGAGAGUCACAUCAAUCCUACACUUCUCGAGUUAGUUAUCCAACGUUAAUCAUAUACUUUCACUUGAUUUUGUAACUUGGUUUAUAACUGUUGCCGUGCUUUUCAAUUAACUUUUCACAACAAUUAAAUCAUGAAUUCAUCAUUAUUUACCCUUGUUCUCCUGGUUUUGGUUACGCUUCCAUUGAUUCAAAGUUAUUGGGAUGGUCAUCGAGCCCAACGAACUGAGCCCAAGAACCAAUUCAAUAAGAAACCUUUGAGAUAUUUAUACAAAAAAUCUUAUUAUAUUCCCUCCAAUGAUGGUAUCGAUUGGUCAGAUCCAGAUAUGAUGCAACAUCCUAUGGAUGACACACCUAGAAAGACUCAUCGUGGAUUGGGUGAUAUUUGUUCAUACAGUAAUGAUUGUGAAUCAGGAUGUUGCUUAUUAAAUCGUGAAUCGGGAAUUCGAAGUUGUCAAAAUCGAGCUCAAAGAGGUGAACGUUGUACUUUGGCGCAAAUUAAGGGUGACCUUUAUGUUGACGCUUGUCCUUGUGUCUCUGGAAAUGAUUAUUGUGAUUAUCCUUCCAACAUUUGUCGUAAAUAAGUUCUAAUUUUAUCGUUUGUUAAAAUGGAAACGUAUUUAUGGUAAAAGAUUUGAGAAUUUUUUUUUGCUGUUAUACCUUUUGUUACUAUGGAGCAUUUAAUUUACCAACUCUAAACUUUUAUAUAAUUUUACUUACGUAAUUUUCAAACAAUUUAAUCAUCUUUUUUUUUAAUACAACACAAAACAUUCAAUCAAUGGGUAUCAACAAACAUCACUCACACUCACAUAUAUUUACAAAUGGAUGAUGGAUCAACUGACCGGUUGUUUAAAUCUACCCUGAGACCAGAGUUAUGACUAUCAUUAACUAACCUUUAGUCUUGUCCAAUCUUGUGCUUUUGUGGUUAGUAACCUGUUGUCUUUAAAUGUUCAAGUUAAACUUGUUGAAAGGCCUUUUACAAUUUAACUAAAUCACCAUCUGAUUAACUCAGAUUACUGACUUGAACAUGAAGAAAACGGAAGUUACUGGAGUUGUUUACCAUCAUGUCCAAUUAUAAGCUAAAUCACCAUCAUCAUCAUCCUCAUCCUCAUCAACAACAACAAUUUACAUUCUUUUAUUUCAACAAAAAAAAAUUAGAAAAUAUAUUAAUAUAAAUAUAACUGAAAUGGAAUGAAAGAAGUCAAUGAUCAUCAACUUAUCAUCACCCUCGUCAUCCUUGUCACCAACACACUUCAUCUUAUCGUCGUCUUCACAAUUCAACAAAAAAGAAGAAAUUACAAUCAACCAUCUCAAUUCAUCUUUAUUUUCUUCUUCUCUUCUUUUUGUCCACCAUUUUUCCAGCCAAAAUCUUUUCUCUCUCUCCCCUCCUUUCCUUUCCGUCUUCUUCUUUUUCCCUCAAUUAUAUUAUUUUAUUAUUCUUUAUACAUAUUAACACCUCCACUUUACCCUCUUUCACCCACUUUCCGUUUCAAUCAAGUUUACUGAAUGAUUCCAAUUUCCAAUUGAUCCAAUCCAUCUUGAUUUCUUCUCUAUUCUUGCUCGUCUUCUUCUCUCUCUCUCCCCUCUCUUUCCAGUAUCAUCUUUGUCUUCUCCCUUUGAGAAAGUGGAAGAUAUCAGCUCAUUUCCUUACCGAAUCAGCCAUGACCCAGAUUAAUUUAAAAUAUCUACACCAUCUCAGCGUCUUACAUCAUCAACCACAACCACAACAACAACAACAACAACAACAACAACAACAACAACUACAGGCAAUAUUGUGAUUAAAGGGAUAAUAUCACAACAACAAUCGUCCAGUAAUAAUAAUAAUGAUGAUUAGAAGUAAACAAAACCUUUUGUUUCACUAAUCAACAGGCCAAACUUAGAUUUUAUCAUCAACACUUGAUUGUCUUUAACCAAUAUAUCUCCCACUUUCAUCAAGCUCUGUCAUCUUAAUAUCCACUAACCAAUUGAACAACAAUCAACUAUAACUCCCGUGUUGUGGAUAUAUUAUCAAUCCUUUCAAGAGAUCAUCAAAUAUUCAAUUAUAAUUAUCCCUCCGUCAUCAUCAUCAUCGUCAUCAUAGUCUAACCUGUUUACCGAAACAAAGAGAUCCCAUAACAAGCCAACUCACUACUACACAAUAGAUUCAAUAAGAAGAAGAAGAAGAUGACAAAUAACCAGAAAAAAAACUACAACUAAAAGAAAUCAAGAGAACAAUUAAAAAGAGGAAUCAUCGAUUGGUGUUAAUCAUCUGAUUAACUUUUCCACAAAAAGAAAGACGAAGUUAAUUCAUCUCGAUAUUUGUACAUAUAAACAUUUUUUUUAUGAUUAACAAUCAUUAAAUAUUUUCAUCUCAUA